CAAGGCUGCGGUUGUCGGGUGGAAAGCGGACGCGAGGGUUUGGAGGACAUUGCGCUCCAGGCUCCAGGGUGGGGGAAACUGAGGCCGCAAGAGGAGAGAACGGGACCUGACCCCGGGACCCUGGCCCUGGGCCCUUCUUCGUUUCUGCGGCAGGGCUGCCCAGAGCCCUGCGCAUCCCAGCCGGGCAAUGCCAAGCGCCCACACCCACCAGUGGUCUACGUCCUCAUCGGGGUUUUAGGAGAGGCAGGGUUGGAGCCGGAUAGCCUGCAAGGAGGACUCACUGGUCAAGGCCCAAAGACUGUCUGCGAGUGCCUCCCGGCUGGAAAGCAGCUCACUGCGAUGUCCCGCCGAAGACUAGUCCUGAGCCUGGGGUUAAUUGUGCUGGCCAGCACAGGCCUCUGGGCCCUGUGGGUGUACAUAGAGAACUGGCUGCCCGUCUCGCAUGUGCCCUACUACCUCCCCUGUCCAGAGAUCUUCAACAUGAAGCUGCAGUACAAAGGGGAGAAGCCGCUGCCGCCAGUGACCCAGGCCCAAUACCCUCAGCCCAGGCUGACACAGCACAGGCCCACGGAGCUCCUGACACUCACGCCCUGGUUGGCACCCAUCGUCUCCGAGGGAACCUUUGACCCAGAACUGCUGCAGCACAUCUACCAGCCGCUGAACCUGAGCAUCGGCGUCACGGUGUUUGCCGUGGGCAAGUACACCCGGUUCGUGCAGCACUUCCUGGAGUCGGCGGAGGAGUUCUUCAUGCGCGGCUUCCAGGUGCACUACUAUGUCUUCACCCACGACCCCGCAGCCAUUCCCAGGGUCCUGCUCGGCCCCCGUCGGCUCCUGGACAUCAUCCCCAUCCACGGCUAUACCCACUGGGAGGAGAUCAGCAUGCGCCGGAUGGAGGCCAUCAGCCGGCACAUCGCCAAGAAGGCGCACCAGGAGGUGGACUAUCUCUUCUGCCUUGACGUGGACAUGGUGUUCCACAACCCGUGGGGCCCCGAGACCUUGGGGGACCUGGUGGCUGCCAUUCACCCAGGCUAUUUCACUGUCUCCCGCCGCCAGUUCCCUUAUGAGCGCAGGCAGAUUUCCACGGCCUUUGUAGCUGAAAACGAAGGGGACUUCUAUUAUGGUGGGGCAGUCUUCGGGGGUCGAGUGGCCAACGUGUACGAGUUUACCAGGGGCUGCCACAUGGCCAUCCUGGCGGACAAAGCCAACGGCAUUAUGGCGGCCUGGCAGGAGGAAAGCCACCUGAACCGCCGUCUCAUCACGCACAAGCCGUCCAAGGUGCUGUCUCCCGAGUACCUCUGGGAUGACAGGAAGCCGGUGCCAUCCAGCCUGAAGCUGAUCCGCUUUUCCACAUUGCUCAAGGACACCAACUGGCUGAGGAGCUGACAGCAGAGCCUGGGCCACCCAGCCCCCAGCCUGGUCUAAGCUUUAGGUGGGGACCAGCCCCAUCCCGCCUACCUCUGUCUGUUUCAGGAGUCCAGCAGGAGAAAGGGCACGGAGAGGUGGCUGUCAGCUGGAAAGGGCUGCACACCCACACCGACACCCACAUGGUGAUCUGGCAGAAGAUGACUGGCCAGGAGGAGGAGAUGUGAGGGUAUAAAAGCCGGGGCCUGGCAUGCUUCCCCGGCCAGGACACCUGCCUCCAGGGGUAGCGCUAGAGGCCCAGCCCUACUCAAAGUGCCUGAGGCCCUGCUGCUGCCCCCUUUGUGGCACAGUUGACUUGAAAAUGCACUCAGACCCCUGUACGGACAGCGGCCAGGACCCCUUGUCUCUGGCUGCAGCGGUUCUGGCUAUUGUGAUGGUGCUCAGCCACAGAUCUGCCAGACAGCCAGUCCUGCCCUCAUGAGGACCCAGGGCCAGCCUCUGGCAUGGACCUAGCCUCGAGUAGGAGUCCAGAUGCCUCCUUCAUGCUUGACAGUGUUUGAGGUGGUUUUCAAUAAAAGUGGUGUAGGCAACGGG
Cavia porcellus (domestic guinea pig) is the source of this 1956-nucleotide messenger RNA. RefSeq names its product globoside alpha-1,3-N-acetylgalactosaminyltransferase 1 (FORS blood group) (gene Gbgt1). Gene Ontology annotation, biological process: carbohydrate metabolic process. The record is from RefSeq and is a predicted model, not a curated record. NCBI's taxonomy places the organism in Eukaryota, Metazoa, Chordata, Mammalia, Rodentia, Caviidae. The transcript has 7 exons. Bases 340 to 1383 code for a protein of 347 amino acids. Gene Ontology annotation, cellular component: membrane; Golgi apparatus; vesicle. Gene Ontology annotation, molecular function: globoside alpha-N-acetylgalactosaminyltransferase activity.